Anopheles arabiensis is the source of this 2279-nucleotide messenger RNA. Its product is annotated as histone-lysine N-methyltransferase PR-Set7-like. The record is from RefSeq and is a predicted model, not a curated record. The transcript is spliced from 3 exons. NCBI's taxonomy places the organism in Eukaryota, Metazoa, Arthropoda, Insecta, Diptera, Culicidae. The coding region runs from base 1 to 747 and encodes 248 amino acids.
AUGAGCAAUAAUGAACAACAUAUAUUAGAUCUGUCUAAACCAACACAAGUAACCCAAAUUGAUUCUACUACUACUGCGGAAAAUGUAUCGACCGAUGACGAUAAUUCUUGCGAUAGCGGUGAUAGCGGCGUUGUUAUUCUGUCAGGAACUAACGGAACCAUUACUAUGUCCCUCACAAAUAAUCAAGCAAAUUUGUCAGCAUGUGCCGAGCAGAUAGGUGAGGCUGAGAAUCGAAAGAAACCGGCCACCCCGCAUCGUAUUCUUUGUCCUUCACCUACAAAAAAUGCUAUCAUAUACCUUCAAAGCCCGCCUGGACUUCUCAAUAAUUCUUCGUCAGGAAAAAGCCGUAACAAACGACAGGCUGGCAACAAUAAAACUCGUAAAAGACUUAUUAGUAAGGAUGCAGAAAAUGGUGUUGCAGCUACAGAAGAAAUUGAAGAAAUGAAACCUGAACAAUUAUAUGAUGCUGCGAAUGCUGCUCGUGAUUCAGCUGUUCCGAUCGAGCUGAAUAAAAAUAUUGUCCAUCAAAACCGGAAAAUAGUUGUUGGAUCAGCAAAUUUUAAACCUGGAUGUAACAAAAAAAUUACAGAAUAUUAUCCAAUCAGGCGAAGUGUACGUAAAACAAAGAAAGAAGUACAAGUUGAACGAGAUCGUGAUAUUGAACGAGCCAUUAAGGAAGGGCGUGAAGAUGGACUCAAGGAAUUUCCAAAGUGUCUGUUUAAAAAGGAUACCGUAGAGUCCAAUUAAAGAAAUUGUCACAAAAUUAUCCUGAAAUCCACAAACUCCUGAAACCCCCUGUAAUCAUAUAACUUCAAUGGACAAUAGUGUCAGCUAUACAUUAGGUAACUUUCCACUGAACUAUUUUUUAUGGCGGAUCGGACCCUUCCAUCGUCUAAAAACGAUUCGCGAACGUGUUUGCGUUUUCAUGACACGAUUCUUCUAUCGAUUCGAAAAUGACACUUCCAUAAACGUACGCAUAUUAUCAUUAACAUUUGUUUUUACCGUAUGGAAAUCACUAAAAACGUAAAAACGAAUGUUUUCCAUGCACAGCGAUCCCAAAAAUAUGUUAAAGUACUAAAAUAUUACAGUAUUACAAUUGUACUUGUAGUAGUACAGUUUUCUUUGCAGCUGUCAAAAGAUUACAAGCAAAAAUUCGUGCCAUACAGCCCAUAGCGAAUGGCAAAAAAUGCACGAUAAAGAUUUGCAAAACUCUGCUCGAUUUUCCGUUGGCAUGAGAGACGGUGGUUCGAACAGGUGUUUUAAAACAGAAAUUGUUUUCAAGCUUACAAAUGAGAAAAUAAGUAUGCAAAAUCUGACUUACGUCUGGUAGAAUAAAUCCUUCCUCGUUAAAUAAGAAUUAGAAGCUAUCCAUUGCUGGAUGACUACUAAAAAUAUUUGCUUGUAAUCUUUUGACAGGCCGAGAGAAAAAUCGUGUUUAAUCGUAUCUAAACAAUAAUUUUCAAUUCCUUCCAAGGCCUAAGUGUUCUAACGGACGAAUAUAGUGCAUUUCUUUAAAACAAGAAUCCGUAUUAUACGAAAUAUUUUGAAGGAUACGAUAUUUGUAUCCUACAAAGCUUCGUGGUCUGCGAUCACAAAAAGAUUGGCGAAUAAAGAUUGUUGUACGGCUGAUUGAUCUCAAUCUUUUGCUUUCGAUGUCAAUAUUUUUCAUGGCUUACUAAUGCAUGCAUCAAUAUUCCUUUUUCAUAAGUUACGUUUUUACAAGCCUCUUCUUUGUUCGCGAAUAUCUUCCUUUCUAGAAACAAGUGCAAAAAAAAGAUUCGCCUAUAUUUUUGGGUCUACACACCACGAAUCUUUAUUGAAUACAAUUAUAGUCAUUUAAACAAUUUUAUUGCAAUGGUCAAUUAUCGUAAUUUGGAUUGCUCGAAUUGAUUCACAACGCUGCUAGACUUCCCCUACCGCUGUGAAAAAGGUUGUUUGACAUACAUUUUGUAGCAGAAUGUGCCUUGAGAAAACACGGCUAAUGGCAAACGUUAUAUUUAUUUAUUAAUUUAUUAAUUUUUUUUAUUAACAUUAUUUUUGAAAACCCCUGUGAAACUCGCAUAUUAAAUUUAACGCUGACCCUAACAUUAACUUUUAAGCUAUCGAAUGUUUGAUUAUAUUGUUCGUUCUAUUGCAACUUAGUGUAGGAAGCUGUGCGUUGCUACCAUUAUACUCGCUAAUAAUAAGAUACUAAAUAAUAAAUAAAUAAUAAAUCCCAUAUAAAGUAAUAUACUAUUUAUGCGUAUGUAAACACCUAACACUAUCACGUUUAUAUAUUC